Penicillium macrosclerotiorum is the source of this 1917-nucleotide messenger RNA. RefSeq lists its product as uncharacterized. The coding region runs from base 1 to 1917 and encodes 638 amino acids. The record is from RefSeq and is a predicted model, not a curated record. Lineage: Eukaryota; Fungi; Ascomycota; Eurotiomycetes; Eurotiales; Aspergillaceae. The transcript has 2 exons.
AUGGCGGUUCGCCGCUCCGCCCGCUUGCGUAGUGCCAGCGCCCAACCAUCUCCCGCUCCGGAGGCACAGGAGAUCACUCCUCGGCGAGAGAGAAAUUCAAGACUGACAUCCGUCGAGGAACGCGACGAAACACCUGGUCAUGAUCGCCCUGCCAUUCGCACCCCCAUCACCCAGAAAUACCUUCAGAAAACCCCGACCACAUCCGCACACGUAAAGGUCAUCGAGGCGAGAACCCCAACUUCCAACUCGGCUGCGCGUCCUCCUCGGGAGGAAAUGCACCCCAGCAAAGCACAGCAGAGCACUACCAAACAGGCCGACACUGGCCUGAUCCUCGGUUUCAACCCAAUUCGAAAAGAUGCGGAGGGCAACAUUAUGAAGAAUGACCUGGUUGACAACACUCCCUCCAAGUCGAAGGCCUCUCCGGCCCCCUCUCAAUUCGGUACACCUGGCUACGAAUUCAAGUUCGGCCAGGAUUCUCAGCUCAGUGACGAGGCCAAACAACUCAUGAACAGCGUCCGCGAAGAUGUUGCACGAAUCAAAGCGGAGAUGAAACACAGUCAAUCAAAGCAGGAUGCGCAAGACCUCGAGGCCGAAUAUAUGCAUGGCGACCGGAAGAUUGCUAAGCCAAAGGGUAAAGCUAGCCGGUUCAGUGACAUCCACAUGGCUGAGUUCAAGAAAAUGGAUUCCAUUGCUGGGCAUGCUUCGUCUUUCCGUGCUACUCCAGGCCGCUUCCAUCCUGUGACGAAGUCUCUGAAGCGUACCAAGUCCAAGGCCCAGCUCGACGAAGUCGUCGAACCUCACAAUCAGUCCCCUUCACGAUCUCCAGCGAAGUUGUCUACUGUGUCCUUACCUGCCGCGACCACUCCCACGGCCAAACGUGUCAAGCCCAACCCAACAGAGAAAAUAGCAACCGCUCUGCCCCAGUCUGAAAAGAAGAAUGGUACUGUUCACAAGCCUGCUGGUCCACGGUCUCGUCCGAGCAUUCGUAGCUCCCUCAUGACUCCGACCCGGGCAUCCAUGGCACGCUUUGGUUCCACGAGUCUCAAGGCCCCAAAGACCUCGUUGAUCCCUUCUCUUGCACGUUCACCCUCUACCAAGGGAUUGGCUUCCCCUCGUACACCACGAACUGAGUUCAAUCCACGCCUCAAGAGCAAUCUGCCAACCUUAGGAAAUCUGAAAUCAAUUUUGCGCAGGCGUCAACCGUUGUUCUCCCGUGACCCGUCGAGGAUCGCAGCUGGCACACAUAUAACUGCUCCUGACUUUGAUCCUGACUCUCUCUUGGACAACCGGGCUGAAAUGACCGACUCGGGGCCCACGCCCUCGCCAAAGAAGCAUGUUGAGUUCACACCAAGUGUCAAAUCUCGCUUUGAGCUGGCUCAAGGCUCGCCUACCCGGUCAAAGAUUCCCACUACCCCGUCUCGAUCAUCCAAUCUGUCCCAGAUCACUUACCCCACCCUUCCUACACUCACUCCGGAGCACAGUGCGGAUGUUUCUAGCGCGAUCGAAUCCCACCAUGCUAAAUCACCCAGUAUUCGCCACGUUCGUCAGUCAGAGGCUGAUGAGCAAGAAGCUGUGUAUCCCGAGCUUUCCAUCGUAACCCAUGGCAUUGCCCAUGGAAUUGGCAAUAAGAAGAGACAUCGGGAUGAGGUGGAUGAUGAUGACCUUCCACAAGAUGAAGACACAGAGAACGUCCCGCCAAAGGAUACCCAGUCCGAGGAACGUGGUGCGAAAAGACAAAAGGCAAAUCCGCCAACACCCAGCCCCAUCAAAUCCCGUUCCAUCAAGACCCCUGUUCGUCCCAGCUCGAUUCGUGUGAGUACUCCCACCAGCACAACCGCGUCUACCAAGCAAAAGUCUCGCGGUGUAUUGAGUCUGAGUCGCUUGAACAUGCUCGCCAAACCCAAGGGACGCGUUUGA